Solanum pennellii is the source of this 1614-nucleotide messenger RNA. RefSeq lists its product as uncharacterized. NCBI's taxonomy places the organism in Eukaryota, Viridiplantae, Streptophyta, Magnoliopsida, Solanales, Solanaceae. Bases 150 to 1406 code for a protein of 418 amino acids. The transcript has 6 exons. The record is from RefSeq and is a predicted model, not a curated record.
UUCAAAACAAAACAAAAAAAAAAAAGACUGUGCAGUCAGUAAUUUCACAUUCAGAGCAGAGAAGAAGGAAGAAUUACUUUUUCUUUCUCUCUCCUUUUCAUUCACAUACAGAUACAGUGGGUGGGUGGUUUAGAAGAAAAGAGGAUCUAAUGGAGUACGAAAGGAUUCACAAAGUGCAGACUGGUAUAAUAUCUCCAAGUAAGCUGAGGAUGAAGGUUAUAGGGCAUCAGCAGCAGCAGAAGAAGACGAAACAAGGAUCAAAUACUAAUUCGUCAACAACUUCACCUGUUAGGAGGCUUCAUCAGGAUUCUGAGUUUGUCAACACCAGUUUGUUGGCUGCCCAAACUCAGGAACAAUAUUGCAAUUAUGAAGGUAGAGAAAAUGGCGGAAAUUGUAGCUCAGUCCAUCCAGUUAAAGGAUGUGAAGAUGAUUAUGAUAGUACAUCCAGCUUUGAAUUUCAUAAAGGGGAGAGAUCAUCAAUGCAGCAGCAUUCAAGGUCAUUUUCACGCCCUAUGUCUUCCAAGUGGAAUGAUGCCGAGAAGUGGAUAAUCAAUAGACAACCUAAUUAUCAUUCCAACAAGAUCCAAUUACACAACCGGGGCGCUACCACCAGCAUGGUUAAAAAGGUAGAUUUUGCCCCUGAAACUAAGGAUUUGACUGAGGUGGACUCCUCUUGUUUGACUGAAGAUAUAACAGUUGGACCUGCAAUAAGAUCAGUCUCCAUGAGAGACAUGGGAACAGAAAUGACGCCUAUUCCAAGUCAAGAGCCUUCAACAACGGCUACACCUGUUGGUGCAACAACUCCACUCCGCAGUCCCACUUCUUCAAUACCAUCUACACCUCGUAGAGGACAACCAGCUCCAACGCCUACAGACAAUUACAUUGACAAUGCUUCUCAAACUUCAACAGAAAACAAUAAAAGGGAAUUGUCGGAGGAAGAAUUAAAGAUGAAGACAAGAAAAGAGAUUGUAGCCCUUGGUGUCCAACUUGGUAAAAUGAAUAUAGCUGCUUGGGCCAGCAAAGAUGUCAAGGAUAAGAGCAAGGCUGAUGCUGAACGAAUGGAAUAUGCUAAAAGGGCAGCUGCUUGGGAGGAAGUGGAAAAGUCAAAAGACACUGCAAGAUAUAAGCGUGAAGAGAUAAAAAUCCAAGCUUGGGAAAGCCAGCAUAAAGCAAAGCUAGAGGGAGAAUUGAGGAAAAUAGAGGCACAAGUUGAACAAAUGAGAGCACAAGCUCAAGCAAAGAUGGUGAAGAAGAUUGCAAUGGCAAGACAAAAAUCAGAAGAAAAGCGUGCUGCAGCUGAAGCUAGAAGAAAUCAGCAAGCGGGAAAAACUACAGAGCAAGUUCAAUACAUACGCCAGACAGGUCGACUUCCUUCUUCGUCUUUCACAUGUUGUGGCUGGUUAUGAUAAGAACGAUUAAGCAGCAGCAGGAAUGCAGAUCGUAAUCAAGUUUCGCAUGCACAUUAAACUUUCGAGUUAGCUUCUCUCAUAAUGUCCGGUUUUGUAUUAACAGAAAGUAUAGUAUCAUGUUGAACAUUGUCCGUCCUUGUAUCUAUAUUUUUGCAACCUGCAAAUAUAAGUUUUUACAUGGAAUGAAGUUUGGGUUGGUCAUUGA